Prinia subflava (tawny-flanked prinia) is the source of this 1822-nucleotide messenger RNA. RefSeq names its product leucine rich repeat containing 75B (gene LRRC75B). Bases 98 to 1123 code for a protein of 341 amino acids. NCBI's taxonomy places the organism in Eukaryota, Metazoa, Chordata, Aves, Passeriformes, Cisticolidae. The transcript has 4 exons. The record is from RefSeq and is a predicted model, not a curated record.
GCCGGGCGGGGCAGCGCGGACCCCCCGCCUCUCCCGGCGCCUCCCCCGGGCCGCAGCCCCGAGCCCGCCCGGCCCGGAGCGCGGCGGCGGCGCGGCCAUGGGCUCCCGGCUGAGCCGGCAGAGCAGCCUGGAGGAGGAGAGCGCCGAGGAGCCCUGUCCCGGCAGGCUGGAGAGCGGCCGGGGCGACUUCCACCUCUCGUCGCUGCUCCUGCACCCGCAGAAGCUGCCCGGGGUGCUGCGGAAAGCCUCGCCCGCGCCCUACGUGCGGCGGGUGGGGUGGCUGCGGGAGAUCCAGGCCACCAUCCGCGAGCACAAGCGGGAGCACGCCGUGCACAUCCUCCGGCUGCUGAGGAAGGACCUAGGACUGGAAGGAACAUUUCUCAAUGAAGUGCUCUACAAAAAUGCAACUUUCCUCAACUUGGUGGACCCCAUCUCCCAUGACCUGCUGAUGAGCCUUGCUAGAGACCUGCAGUGUCCCAAAAAGGAAUAUGACCCCUGGAAAUCCUCGGACAGGAUCUGCAGGCAGCUCAUUUACCACCUGACGCCGCACUCCAAGUGGCCCCGGCACGGGAUGCCCCGCAGGAAGUCCCAAGUGUGCAGCCUGAAGACCAGCCUGCAGAAGAAGGUGAGCCAGGACUCCAUGGAUUUGUCCGGGAUCCCCCUGACCAUGCGGGAUGUCCACCGCAUGGCCUACUACCUGCAGAACAACGGGGCCCACCUCACCUCGGUGGACCUGAGCUUCACGGAGCUCAACGACGACAUGGUGCGCCUGCUGCUGCCCUUCCUCUGGGCGCUCCCCAAGCUCACCCACCUGUCCCUCAACGGCAACCGCCUGACGCGGGCCACCAUGAAGGAGCUCACUGACACCAUGAAGGACAUGAACAAGUUCCCCUGCCUGGCCUGGGUCGACCUCGGCAACAACGUGGACGUCUCCUCCAUGCCGCAGCCGCUGCUGGUGGGCCUGCGCAAGCGCCUCAGCCAGCAGACCACGCUGCCGACCAUCUAUGAGGCGCUCGACUGCGACGCUGAGCUCGCCGGCGGGCACGAGGGCAGCCAGCCAGGGGAUGAGGCUGCCGGAAGCGCCCCGCCACGUGCUCUUUCUCAGCAGGGCUGCGAGAGGUGACUGAACACGCCGGCAUGCUGAGGCCACCCCAAGGAGAAGUUUUGAGUACGAACAUCAAGCAGAGGGCCAGCUUGACCAGCUUCCCUUGGCUCUUUUCUCUCGCCUUCCCUGACAUCUUCCCCCCCUCCUGCUGUGAGACAAAAGCCUGUUGUCCCCCCACAGCCUGCUCCGCUCCCUCCCCUCGCUGCCAAACCCAUUGCCCACGUUCCAGAGAGGAACCGGUGACUUACAGUGAACCUGGUCCCCAGGCAGGGUCUCACUGGAAGACGGGAAAGGACCUGUCGGAGUCAAGAAUAUCCUCCAGCAGCCAUUGGGUUGAGGGAAAGGGAUUGGGGGGAACCUAAAACAGAAACAGGCUUGUAGUCUACUUCCCUUCUUCCUUUUCCUAUGAACCUUGGAAACCUUGGGACCUGCAGCCUUGAGUGUGAAAGGAGGUACCCCAAGAGCCUAGUGCUGUGGAGCUUAGUGGAAGGGCUCAGAGGCCAGAGCUGGAGCCCGGCAGUGUGUCUCCCUCUUGUGUCUGGCUCCUUUUGUUUUGUUUUUUUCCUAUUGUGUGUUUUGUAUGAACGUCUGAACAAAGGGACCUGGUCAGAGACCAUUGGAUCACAUAGGCUGGGGCGGACACAUGGCUUGGAACUGCAGCAUCAGGAUAUUUGCUGUGUGACCGGGGUGAGAGGGAGGGGAAGGAGGUAUGUGUUG